Prorocentrum cordatum is the source of this 396-nucleotide messenger RNA. Lineage: Eukaryota; Dinophyceae; Prorocentrales; Prorocentraceae. The record is from the annotation of a GenBank genome assembly.
AUGAGCGCGGACAUGUCGCGGCUCAUGCUGGGCGCUUUCGCCGACGCCGAGGGGCAGGCGCCCGACGAGCAGGCCUGGGACGCCGUGUGGGCGGAGCAGUGGGAGCCCAGCACGUCCCCCUUCCGCGACCAGCCGUGGCAGGAGCGGUGGGACUGCGCCUGGCAGGCCAUGUGGUCGGCGGCGUGCGACGGCAUGCGGGCGAAGGCGGAGGCGGCGGAGGCGGAGGCCGCCCAGGAGGGGCAGGGCGCCGAGGGCGGGCCGUCGGGCGGCGAGGCGCAGCGCGACGCGGACGCCCCCGGCGCACCGCGCGACGCUGGCGACGCCGAGGAGGACCCGACCUCGAGCUCCCCUGCGAGUGGCCCGGCGCCGCCGCCGGCGGCAGCGGCUCGGACUCCG